CCUCCCAUUGAGGUGAGAGCGCAGAUGUCACGAGAAAAGCGGCCACACGACCAGAGCACACCGAACGACCUCAGCCCGCCUCCCUGCGCCCCGGUCUGGGAUGCUUUUUUAGCGCAGACACGCUUGCACUCAGGGCAGCAGCAGCCAGUGGACGCUGACGCAGAUCAUCCACGCUCUUUUUGUCGUCGCUGUUAUUUUUAACCAAGGAUUUUUGCCACCCCGCACCCAGCACAGCACUGCAGCCCCCCCCUGAUUUUAAGUGUUUAUUUUUGUUUCUUCAUGACUGCAGCUUUGGGAAGCGAGCCUCAGCACCAGCUCCAGCAGCGCCAACACGAUGCGAGCCCAAAUCGAAGUUAUACCAUGCAAAAUCUGUGGAGACAAAUCAUCAGGUAUCCACUAUGGAGUCAUUACAUGUGAAGGCUGUAAGGGUUUCUUCAGACGAAGUCAGCAAAACAAUGCCUCCUACUCCUGCCCCCGCCAGAGGAACUGCCUCAUCGACAGAACGAACCGCAACCGCUGCCAACACUGCCGACUGCAGAAAUGUCUCGCUCUAGGAAUGUCCAGAGAUGCGGUUAAAUUUGGUCGCAUGUCCAAGAAGCAGCGCGAUAGCCUGUACGCAGAGGUCCAGAAGCACCAGGCGCGACUGCAGGAGCAGCGGCAGCAGCAAACUGGAGAAGCUGAAGCCCUGGCGCGUGUUUACUCAUCCAGCCUAACCAAUGGACUGUCCACCCUCAAUCAUGAAAUAGGGGGCACCUACGCCAAUGGACACGUCAUAGAGCUACCCAAAGGUGGCCACGUCAACGGUGGUGGAGUCCCCGGAGGCUACUAUGGGAUGGAUUCUACCCAGCCAUCUCCUGACCAGUCAGGUUUGGACAUGUCAGGCAUGAAGCACAUUAAGCAGGAGCCCGUUUACGACUUGACGCCUGUGCCAAACCUAUUCAGUUAUGGAGGCUACCAGGACAGCCAGUUUGGAACACAUAAUGUCAGCAUGGGAGAGCUUGACCGUAUCGCUCAGAAUAUCAUCAAGUCGCACUUGGAAACAUGUCAGUACACGACAGAGGAGCUACAGCAGCUAGCCUGGCAGACCCACUCCUACGAAGAGGUCAAGAUGUACCAGAGCAAGCCCAGGGACGUGCUGUGGCAGCAAUGUGCCAUCCAGAUAACCCACGCCAUCCAGUAUGUGGUGGAGUUUGCCAAGCGCAUCUCAGGGUUCAUGGAGCUGUGCCAGAAUGACCAGAUCCUCCUUCUCAAGUCAGGUUGUUUGGAGGUGGUUUUGGUGCGAAUGUGUAGAGCCUUCAAUCCUCUUAACAACACUGUGCUCUUUGAGGGGAAGUACGGAGGCAUGCAGAUGUUCAAAUCUCUAGGUUGUGACGAGUUAGUUAGUGCAGUGUUCGACUUUGCCAAGAGUUUGUGUUCACUGCAGCUAACAGAGGAGGAGAUUGCUCUUUUCUCAGCAGCUGUACUCAUUUCCACAGAUCGGCCAUGGCUGAUGGAGCCUCGAAAAGUCCAGAAGCUCCAAGAGAAGAUAUACUUUGCUCUGCAGCACAUUAUGCAGAAGAAUCACAUGGAUGAAGAUGCACUAGCCAAGCUGAUCAGCCGGAUCCCAACAUUAUCGGCCCUGUGUACACUCCACACCGAGGAGCUCCAGGCAUUCCAGCAACUCCACCCAGAAACAGUGAACAUCCUCUUCCCUCCUCUCUACAAGGAACUGUUUAACCCAGACCCAAAUUCUGCCAUGGCCAUGCCUAAGUGACUGCCUGCAGUCCAAAUGCAAUGAACAGCUGCAAAAAGAGGACCAAGAAAUGAUGUCAGCUGUCGUUUGACAAGACUCUCGCAGCCAUGUCGACCGCGUCAUUCUGGUAACCACAAAUUUUUGAGCUGCGCCAGGCUCGUUUCAGGCUGGUGGGUGAGGAUUCAUCUACUAGACUUAAGAGUUACCGCCAACAAUGAGAGGAAUGUCCUGCACUUAUCCCAUCUUGUUCACCGAUACAGUCUGAAGAAUGUAUAUACAAGUGAACCGUGCGCCAAGCCACAACUUCAGAGGGGCAUCCAGGUGUCUCCUGAAAUUAACUGACCAGAAAUGUACAGACUUUUAAGACAACUAGAAACAAUUUGAAGCUGUCAAUCAUUUUUUUAAAAGGUGGGUAAGUUAAAUUGAUUUAUUCUUGAAAGAAAAAAGCUUUUUGUUGUUUUUUUCCCCCAAUGAAGACAUUGUGAAUUGGGAGAAGCUGGAUGCGGGAGGGAACCGUGGAUUUAGAGAAGCUAUUGUAGAUAUUCUUCUAGUUGAGAGCGGAUUCCAGUAUUAUUUCUUGUUCUGUUAAAAUAAGUUAGUCCUAAUUUAAAUAUACAGCAGCCCAAAGUGGCUGAUGAUACUUUGUCUAUGUGUUCUUAUUUUAUUUGGUAGAUUGUUGUGUACAGAAUUUGUAAAGUUGAGACUCGUAAAUGAAAACUGGGCAAAAACUGGGAGCCAAUUUUGGGUUUGUUGAUAUGCAGAAGCCUUGUCUGGAUUUUAUUCAUAUGUAUAGAAGGUGUUACCGCCCUUCUGAUCAAAAUUUAUUGAAAUGUAAAGAGAGGAUAUGAAGGAUUUAAACAGAAAAUAAUGGCUACUACUUUUCAAGGUGAAGAUAUAUACAUAAAUGUUCUAUUUUGCAAGGAAAAGAAUCUGGCAGAAUUUGCCGUCCUAUCAGUUGUUUAUUUCUAGCUGCAAUAAUUAUGUCCAAUACUAGCUAGAUUGCUGUGGAACAAUCAACCACAAUGAACCAAUCAGAAACCAGGACCUCACAUUGAAGCCCACUGAGCCUCUUAACUUAAUCUGCUCUUAAACACGCAUAAAUAUCAGGACUUUCUCAGUAGCUUUUGGGAGAGAGUCAGAGAUGUGUCACACAUGUACUGAUGAUCCUUAAAAAUGUGAAAAGAAUCCACACAGACUUGAAUUAAAAACACUUUUCAAUCACUGAAAUCUAUAUGGGUGUUGUAUGCCCUCACCGUCCAAUUUGCACAAUCCAGCCCAUGGAUAUCAGUUCACCUGUGCUGUGAAUAUGAAGGACCCUUUUUUCUGUAGAAAGCAAUAACUUCCACACAGCAUAUCUGGUCUCCUUUCCCACCCUGCCCCACCUUUCUCUCAGCUGUUCAAAACAGGGUAGAAGCUCUAACUGAGGAUGCACUAUAUUCUUUGCUCUUAAUCACUGAUUAUGUCUCAAAAUCAUCUUGACAGAUGAUAGACAUUCCCCUGCUAACUCUGAUGCGUUUUCAGUGUGGCACAAUCUCAUCAUGAAAAUAUAAGCAAAUGCAGCCGCCAAUGAUUUCUCCACCAGACGUAGCUGAGCUUUAACUUUGGCCAUCUAUGUAGAAAGUUGUAUUAGACAAUCACUUUUUUCCACUGAGUCAUUCCAAUAACUGUUAGCACUUAAGCACUAUACUUUUUUAUUAUUUAGUGUUUGGACACUGUGUAAAAUCACACUGGGUUUGAGUUAGCCUUUUUCCCAUCAGAGCAUAUUGAUGUUUUUUGUCUUCUGAAAAGCCAUUCCUACAUGUUUUAGGGGACCACAUCAACUGCUCACAUCACUUUAAGCAAAGAAAAAAAACAGUAUGUAUGACACCUCAGCAACAUCAAAAUGAGCUAAAUGAGGCAGCCUUUACAUCAGGAGUCUUCCCAAAGUCAGGGUUGCACAUUAUCAUGUUUGGAGUCUUAAGAUCAAAAAUCGUACCAUGUUUAUAGUAAAAAUACAACAGAUAAAAAAGGCUAAAUUAACCGACCAGUAACGAUUCCCCUACUCAACUUAUAGUCCAUUUUUUGCUACUUUGUGGGUUGAAAAAUGAAAACUUUGGCUCUAUCCACCUGAUGCUACAUUUAAUGCCUGUCUCCUCUAUAUAUGUCGGACAAAAUAACAAUAUAGCUCAACUUUUAUUAUUUUACCUCAUCUUUAGAUUCCAUGAUUAGCAGGCUGUGAUCUACUGUUAUGAAGCACUCUCAAUGGAUCUUAGGGUUUCUCCUGCUUGAAAAUGUUUUUUUGCACAGUUCCCAGAUCCUUCAUCGGAUAAAACCAGGGACACAGUCAAACUUUCAAUCCAUCCAUUAGCAUGAGUAACACCAGAAAUCAUUGCAUUGUUAUCCUUCUGUGCAUUUGUUUCCAGUGUAGUGGGAAAAAAUGGUGAAACGUGUGUCAAUCAACAUCAGUGUUUUUCAGCAUUAAUGUUAUUCCUUUAAAGCACAGCAGCUUUCCUUGAACCCCCACGAUGACACACCAGAUCAGAGGACAGUCACUCUAGAAGACAAUCACUUGCUCGUAAAGAUUCGAUGCACUACACAGCAUCUCUCAGGGAGCAGCUCUUUUUCUCACUUUGCAUUAAAAGAGGGUUUAAUAUUUUUGAAAAUUUACUGAAAAAAAUAACUUUAAAAAUAAUUACUUUUUAGGAUUUUAAAAAAUUCUGCCCAGACAAGGCUUUGAUAGACUUAUGUCUAUAUAUGUAUGUUUGUAUGUAUGUGUGUAGAGGAUGAGUUCACUGUCAGUAUCUUUGUAGAGACCAAGAGUUUAUGAGCAAUUUUUACACCAUAAAUGAAAAAAAAAGUAAAAACAUGUGACUGUGCUCGUUAUUAUUGUAAGCUCUUGUUUAUGGGUCUCAGGACAGUGAGUGAAGUCCACUGGAGGGACAUCAAUUCUGGGACAGUGAAUUAGACCUCUAAAAAUUGAGCUUUUGUGUGAGUUUUUUUUGUUGUUUUGUUUUCCCUCAUUAGACUGUGAAUCAAAGGGGUGGAACGGGGAUUUAUGAGGUGGGGUGGGAGGGAUGGUGAUGUGCUGGCAGGAACAAGUGGUAACCAACACUGUAAGUAAGGUACUGUAGCAAUAAGAACUGGAGGCAUUUACUACUGUCAUGUUUGCAUUGUAAGAUUAUUUUUAUGUUAUUUCUAUUUACUAUUAUUAUUGUUCUUAUUAUGACUACUAUUCUUCUAUUACUAUUAGCCUAUUGUUGUUCUGUUCUAUUUGCAUGGCGUUUCAUUGCAAUGAAAUAUUUGGGGCUUAUUUGUGUUUCCUCUAAUGAUGAUGUGAGGGAGACGUUUGAAAUGGUGGGUUACGGGUUUAGGGCAGAGUUCACAUCACUUUAGUCAGUUCAAAACAAAUUUUUUCACAAGCUGAAUUAGCUUUUCUUUUUAAAUAAAAUUUCUAAUUUAUAUGGGAGCAAUUUGAAAUUUGUCAUUGGAAAUUAAGUGUUUUUCCUACCCUCUGAAUGUGUGGAUUUCAACAAAUCAGUUAGAACGACCUUUUCUAAACCGGCCUUUUGGAAAACCUUCACUCGCUGUGGGGGGACAACGUGGGAUGGGGUUAGGGGUUAUCUAUUCUGAAUGUUAUGGAGUAGCCUGUUCAGCAUGAGGGGGGCUGAACACAUGCGCCUUUUACUGCUCCAUCAACACAGAAUGACAUCACUGAGCACACAACAGCAGCCGCUGCAAGCGGCACAGACAUUUUAUUACAGCUGAUUUAAAAACCACAUUUCAUACAACCCACUCCAAACCUCCUUCUCUCUUUUAUGAAGAAAACAUGUGUGAGCUUGUGUGCGUGCGCGAGAGAAACUGAAGCGAGUGCGACAAUGUUUGCUCUACCAAUGCUUUGUGAACUUUCUUGAUGCAUUAUAAUGUCUGUGCAAUUGGAGUAGAUUUAAAAUUGUUAAUUUAUUUUUCAGAAUGUUUUUGUGUCCCAGCAAGAGCAAAUAAAACAAAAAUGUAGCAAUCUGUGUCUGGAAGCUAAAAGGUAUCCGGGCUGCAGAACCUCUUUUACACAGGACUAACAAAAGAUAAAAAAAUGUAAAAAAUACAAUUAAAACAUUUUUUUGGUUUUCAAAGUGCCAUAGUUAGCGAGGAGAGAAAGGAUUGGCAGUAUGGGGCAUAGAUGCUUUACUAUGCGGGUUUACAUGAGAAACCAACAAAAAAAAUAGGAGGAAACUCAAAGGAAAAUGUGUAUUUGAUUACACAGAUGAACUGUUUUUACAUUUUAUGCUUUUCUUUUCACUUGUUGGGGACUCUGCUGGACUCUGAACAUCGGGCUCCACUGUUAGAGCCUCCAUUUGAACUUGAGAAAAAGAGUGCAUUUGCAUGCAUAUAUUAUUUAAAGGGAGUCCCACACACCCAGAAGUGAAGGACCAGACUGGGGAGAGGUUCAGAGCUUUGCAGAGACCUCAGUGAGUCCUCCUUUGAGAUGUACAUACAAUGUGAAGGUCUGAAGUGAUUUUUGUUAAAUUCUAUAUUUUAUCGCUUUUGUAGACAUUUUGUUGUGGGAAGAAAAAAAAUAAAUAAAAGAAAUUUUAUGGGUGCA
Messenger RNA from Girardinichthys multiradiatus, 6308 nucleotides. It is a transcript of the gene rorb, whose product is annotated as RAR-related orphan receptor B. Gene Ontology annotation, cellular component: nucleus. Lineage: Eukaryota; Metazoa; Chordata; Actinopteri; Cyprinodontiformes; Goodeidae. Gene Ontology annotation, biological process: regulation of transcription by RNA polymerase II. The transcript has 10 exons. Bases 335 to 1753 code for a protein of 472 amino acids. The record is from RefSeq and is a predicted model, not a curated record. Gene Ontology annotation, molecular function: nuclear receptor activity; RNA polymerase II cis-regulatory region sequence-specific DNA binding; zinc ion binding.